GAUCGACAUGGCACUUUUGCUUCUAUAUUCUAUAUAACUACACGCUCACAGUAGGGAUAUGAAAAACACUAUCUACCUCUCCAACCACACAACCAUACUCCUCACCAACUCAUUUACAGCAUAUCCAUCCUACCAACUCUAUAUACUACGACACAACACACACAACCACCAAACAAAGCCGAAGGAACUCGCUCGCUACAUAAUUUUUUAUCUUAUUGUUUGCCUGCCUUUCUUUUUUCGCUUGCUUAUUCGCCUGCUCAGCCGCCCGCUCAGUGCGCCCCACCACAGUCAAGCCAAGCCAAGCCAAAGCAGGCAUCACAAGCCACGCAGACAACAAGCUAUAUGCUACCUAAAAGCUAUCUAAGCUAGCUACGCUACCUCUGGAACGGGCGAGGAAGGGAAAGAAACGGGAGGAAGGAAAAAGGAAAGAUGGGGGCCAAGGAAAAACGCU
This is a messenger RNA of Aplosporella prunicola CBS 121167, 451 nucleotides long. RefSeq lists its product as uncharacterized. The transcript has a single exon. Bases 59 to 364 code for a protein of 101 amino acids. NCBI's taxonomy places the organism in Eukaryota, Fungi, Ascomycota, Dothideomycetes, Botryosphaeriales, Aplosporellaceae. The record is from RefSeq and is a predicted model, not a curated record.